Molecule: messenger RNA, 714 nt
Organism: Labeo rohita (rohu)
Lineage: Eukaryota; Metazoa; Chordata; Actinopteri; Cypriniformes; Cyprinidae
Product: carbonic anhydrase 4
Exons: 7
Coding region: 13-714 (233 amino acids)
Cellular component (GO): plasma membrane
Molecular function (GO): zinc ion binding; carbonate dehydratase activity
Source: RefSeq, a predicted model, not a curated record
UUAAAGGCGGGAAUGAAGCCAAGUCUGAAUCCAAGUCAUCAUAUUCCUGCAGACAGACAGGUGAAUCAAGUCAAAGAGAUGAUUGUCUUGCUGUUAACUUGCCUUGUGGCUCUUCUGUGUCCCACCGUCUACAGUGCGGACGCUUCAGUGGAAUGGUGCUAUCACAAGCCAACAUGCAAUUUUACCACCUGGCCUAAAAUUGCCCCACAAUAUUGCAAUGGAUCCAAGCAAUCUCCCAUUAAUAUUGUGACUACAAGUGUUCAGGAAAAUCCUAACCUGACCUCGUUUAACUUCACUGGUUUUAAUGACAACUCCACCUUCGUGAAUAUCAAAAACACAGGCGAAUCUGUGCAGGUCAACUUGGAUAAUGAGAAAAUGACAGUGCAAGGAGGUGGUCUUCCAGGCCUUUAUGACACUUUACAAUUCCAUCUCCACUGGGGUAAUGGCAGCUCCUCACCAGGCUCUGAACACACCGUGGAUGGCAAACAAUACCCAAUGGAGCUGCACAUUGUAAAUCUCCAUUCAAAAUACAACAAGAAUUUGUCAGCUGCUCUAGAUGCCAAAGACAGCACAGCAUUGGCUGUUCUUGGAUUUUUCAUUGAGGGAACCAAUGAAACGAACAAAACAAAAGGUUGGGAUAUCCUAACGUCAUUUUUGACAACAAUCCCCAAUUCAGGUAAACAAAUAGUUUGUUUAUUGAGUCAGGUACUAUGA